Messenger RNA from Cylicocyclus nassatus, 410 nucleotides. NCBI's taxonomy places the organism in Eukaryota, Metazoa, Nematoda, Chromadorea, Rhabditida, Strongylidae. The record is from the annotation of a GenBank genome assembly.
CUUUAGUCCACAUUUUCAGAAUGUCUGGCGAAAUACCAACUUUGAAUUAUGGUGGCAGCGCUGGCUCAUACCGACAAGACAACAAUCGUCCAAUGAGUGAAAAUUAUCCUUCAUACCAAUUUAAUCGAAACCCACAAAUAGGCUCUGCCGGAGAGAGGUAUCCGAAUCCAAAUCAAGGUUCGGGUAUUGGUUCCGCCGGUAAUGCUGGUUACGGUAGAGGACCAUAUGAGCACGAAAUUGGCACUGGAGUGCGACCUGAGUACUCUUCGGGACAAGGAGGACUCGGAUCAAAUACGCGUAUGCCCGACAACCCAGCUUAUUCGAACAGACCAGGAGGAAUCGGGUGGAUAUGGCUCGAACACACGACCCGGUUACAAUCCCUCGUCGAAUUACCCGAGCAGCGGAUAUGA